CAGUGUGCUAACGACCGCCGCGGUGGCUUAUUCCGCCACUAGCGCGAGCGAAACGCGUUCUAAAACAAAUACUAGAUCAAAUUCUAAUUCAAUCGUUUAUCCUCUGCGCUUAGUGAAUUCACAUCCGGGUGCUGGCGAGAAUGGCCAGCAACUGAACUCUAAGAUCGGAGUUGCGUUGCUGAUAAUACAACACUAUGACCAAGAAAUUUGAAUUCAACUGGCAGAUACCAGUCCCCGAGCCGCUGUUGCAGGGCGCAGUCUUCGACAGAUGGACGGAAGAGAAGGACAAUACAGAGUUUGAACAAAAUUGCUUAUUCAAGGUCGACGAAUAUGGCUUCUUCAUCUACUGGAAGAGUGAUGGAAAGGACGGUGACGUGAUAGAAUUGUGUCAAGUAAGCGACGUCAGAUCCGGAGGUGUUCCCAAGGAUUCCAAGCUCAACUCGAAUCUGGUGAACAAACACGGCGACACGUUGGAAGACAAAUCGCUAACCAUAUGCAGUGGAACUGACUAUAUUAACAUCAACUACCAACACGUGGUGUGUCCUGACGCCGCCACAGCGAAGAUAUGGUUGCAAGCUUUAAGGAAGAUAACUCACAACGUGAAAGCCAACAACGUUUGUCCGAUGACAUGCCUCAAGAAACACUGGAUGCGCCUCUGUUUCCUGACCGACCCUCGGGGCAAAGUUCCCGUCAAGGUGGUGGCCAGGACCUUUGCUUCUGGCAAGACCGAGAAGCUAGUCUACCAGUGCCUGUCCGAACUGGGUCUGCCGUCAGGGAAGAAUGACGUCAUGGAAAAAGAAGCCUUCACGUUUGACAAGUUUUACGCUCUGUAUCAUAAGAUUUGCCCGAGAAACGAUAUUGAGGAAUUGUUUCGUUCUAUAACUCAGGGCAAAUCCGAUCGCAUAAAUUUGGACCAGUUCGUGAACUUCCUGAAUGAGAAGCAACGUGAUCCUCGACUCAACGAGAUCCUGUACCCGCUGUACGAUGAGAAGAGAGCAGCUGAGAUCAUCACGACUUAUGAACAGAAUGAAGAAGCCAAGAAUGCGAAAUGCUUGACAAAAGACGGUCUGAUCCGCUACUUGAUGUCGGACGAGAAUGCUCCUGUGUUCCUCGACCGUCUCGACAACUAUAUGGACAUGGACCAGCCACUCGCUCAUUACUACAUCAACUCCUCGCACAACACGUACCUAAGCGGACGACAGUUCGGAGGGAAAAGCUCCGUGGAGAUGUACCGACAGGUCUUGUUGGCUGGUUGCCGAUGCGUAGAGCUAGACUGUUGGGACGGCAAAGGCGAGGAUGAAGAGCCAAUCAUAACGCACGGCAUGGCAAUGUGCACUGACAUACUGUUCAAAGAUGUCAUAUACGCCCUGAGGGAUACCGCCUUCGUGACUUCAGACUACCCAGUCAUCCUAUCAUUUGAGAACCACUGUUGCAAGGCCCAGCAAUACAAGCUGGCCAAAUACUGUGACGAGAUCUUGGGUGAUUUGCUGCUUAAGGAACCGCUGCCUGAUCAUCCGUUGGACCCAGGAGUGCCAUUACCUCCGCCUUCAGCCCUCAAACGCAAGAUCAUGAUUAAGAACAAACGUCUAAAGCCAGAAGUUGAGAAGCAAGAAUUAGAGCUGUUCCGUCAAGGACAGUUUGUCAUCGAAGAAGAAGAGAAAGAAGAUGCUUCUGCAGUUGCCAUUCUGGAUAAGAAGCCUGAAGAGAUCGUAGCCGAAGCAGCAUCGGCUGGCGAUGACGCACCUCCUCCCGUUGCGUACACAGGCUCUACAACCAACGUCCAUCCAUGGCUCUCGUCCAUGGUCAACUACGCGCAGCCCAUCAAGUUCCAGGGCUUCGAAGAGGCAGAUAAGCGCAACAUUUACCACAACAUGUCCUCGUUCGCUGAGACGACCGGCAUGAACUACCUAAAGAGCCAAGCCAUCGACUUUGUGAAUUACAACAAGCGACAGAUGUCCCGUAUUUAUCCGAAAGGAACCCGUGCUGACUCCUCGAAUUACAUGCCUCAGGUAUUCUGGAACGCCGGAUGUCAAAUGGUGUCGCUAAACUUCCAAACGUCAGACUUGCCAAUGCAGCUGAAUCAGGGCAAGUUCGAGUACAACGGGAACUGCGGAUACUUGUUGAAGCCGGACUUCAUGCGGCGCGCGGACCGUAGCUUCGAUCCUUUCGCCGACGCGCCAGUCGAUGGCGUCAUCGCGGCUCAGUGCAGUGUCCAGGUCAUAGCUGGUCAGUUUCUGUCAGACAAGAAGAUCGGGACCUACGUUGAAGUGGAUAUGUACGGUCUACCUUCAGACACGAUCCGCAAGGAAUUCCGCACGAGAAUGGUGCCUGCGAACGGAUUGAACCCAGUUUACAACGAGGAGCCUUUCUUGUUUAGGAAGGUCGUGCUUCCUGACCUAGCCGUCCUCCGUUUCGGUGUUUACGACGAGAACGGCAAGCUCCUGGGCCAGAGGAUCCUGCCGCUGGACGGGCUCCAAGCCGGCUACAGGCACAUCUCGCUCAGGACCGAAGCAAACUUCCCUAUGUCACUGCCCAUGUUGUUCUGCAACAUCGAACUCAAGAUUUACGUCCCGGACGGUUUUGCUGAUUUCAUGGACGCUCUCUCAGACCCGCGUGCGUUCAAGAAACGUUCCGAAGACAUGCAGCAGAUGGGCAUUGAAGCUGGGGGACCUGAAAAAAGAGUACAACUCGAAGAGAAGAAAGAAGAGCCCCCCAUCGUCUUCGAACCUAUAACAGUGGAGUCCUUACGCCAAGAGAAGGGCUUCCUAAAGACCGGCAGGAAACAGCAGAAAGACCUGGACGCGAUGAGGAAGCGACAUGCCAAAGAGAAGAUGGCAUUGCAGAAGCAACAAUGCACUGCACUUGAGAAGAUGAUAAAGGGAAAGAACAAGGAGCAGCUGAGCACUGAUCCGGCCUUCCGCAAGAUGGUCAACGAGCAGUCGACGGCGUGGAGUGAACUGGUGGCCAAGCACCGAGUGGAAGAGUGGACUAACACUAGGAACCGCCUAAACGAACAACGGGAACUGCUGAAGAAAAUGAUGGAGCAGACACAACAGGCUCAAGUCAAACGUCUCGAAGCCAAGCACGAGAGAGAGCUGAAAGAGAUGAACGCUCGUCAAGCCAGAAUCAGUAUGGAGACCAGCAAAGAGGUCGCCAACGACAAAACCUUGAAGACCAAACAAGAAAAAGAUAGACGACUCAGGGAGAAAAAACAAAACAACACAAAGAAGUUUAUGGACGAAAGACUGAGUCACACUAAGAAACAAAACCGCGAGAAGGAUAACUUGAAGGCGACACACGAGAAACAGAUGGAAGAGCUGUCAAAAGAUGUUGAUAAUCUAAUCGAGAUGUACAAGAUGGAGGAGUCCGAAUUCGACAUGGCGAGUAAAACGGAAUUUUUUGCAUGAAAGUAUCCUGAAAUUGCUCCGCUGCUGGAGCAAUUGACUGUGAAAGUGGAGUGAAGUGAUCUCAUUUAAAUAAAUAAAUUUUAAACAAAUAAAUUACUAACGAUUAUUUAAUGUUACUAUUAAUGAAUGCUAAUCUCGAAUCUGUAAUCUGUAGAUGUAAAUCAACUGAGAUGAUAACAGGAUGUAAUCUCAUUUUACCUUUAAAUUUAUUCAGCUAUUGUUUUGGUCAUUGUGUCUACUAUUUUAACAACCACCAAUAAUACGCGCCAAUCUGAAUAAUGACCAGGUAAAGACUGGUUUAUAUAUUCGUCUAUUUUUGUUUAUUGCCCUUGUAGGCAGACGAGCACACGGCCCACCUGAUGGUGAGUGGUUGCCGUCGCCCAUGGACUUCAGCAAUGUCUGGGGCAGAGCCAAGCCGCUACUUACGCUGCUAUGUUCAGUGAAAACAAAUAGAUUGCGACCUUACGCUACGGCUUUGCCUCACAAAAAAAAAACAGCAUUGACUUCAUGAUCCCAUUUUUAAAUAUUUAAAAUGAAGAUAAAUUUGUUCGUUCAACCAUUGCAACAAUAAAUCGCUUACGACAAAAUUGACAAGGCAACUGACCAAUGACGAAUAUUUAAAUAGGUACCGCGCAUGAUCACGGACCGAUCCUUUGAUUCGUGCCAAAAAAGUGACACCGCGCUGAGUGAUGGCGAAUACUAAAUACAAACAUUUUUAUUGUAAACACACUCGCAUUUGUGCCUAUUCGUCUGUAAUCGGCGAGUAUCUAAAUGAGAAAUCUACAAUAAUGAACAUUAACUACAAUUUUUGUUGACUGUUGUUGUUUAAAUAAUAUGUAAAUCAAUUUUUAUUACCUAAUUUAUUUAUUAGCAAUAUUUAAAUGAAAUACUAUUUUAAACUAUAACGUUUGUUUAUAUGCUAUGCAACUUAUGUCUAUUUUCCUGCACUAGUAGUUUUUAGACGACUACCCACAAGCAAAGUGGUGUGUGAUUUUUAAGUUCUGUUGUAAGUUAAGUACCACCUGUUAUCAUUGUCUCUCUUACGUAAUUAUUAAUAUAGCAGCUGAUCGAAUUACAAUUAUAAAAUGAAUCUCAGUAGUUGAGUGUCAUAUUUUAAAAAUACUUAUGUAAUCAAUUUAUUACUUAAACCUUUAAGUGUCUUCAGACUACUCUUCAUGAAAUGGUCAAAAGUAUUUAAAAACAAAAUUGAUACAUAAGCAACAAACAUUCAGGUACAUGUUAAAUACCUAUUUAAAGUUUAUAAAUUUGUAAGCCCUUGAUUUAUUCAUAAAAUAUUUCCCUAUAAUCGAACUAUAUAAUAAUUGAUUAUGUAACUUAUUUUACUUACAAAUUCAUUAACAAAAUAAAGUUUAAUAAUAAUGUAACCAGUAACCACUUAACACCAGGUGGGCUGUGAGCUCGUCCACCCAUCUAAGCAAUAAAUAAAAAAAAUUAAAAAAAAACUGGGGACAAUUAUUUACUAUGAUGAUUGGGUGAUAGGGUGAUUUUUGUAAUGAACAUGAAACAAAACUAUUUAAUUUAAAAUUUGAUUUUUAAGGAAUAUAUGAGUAAUUAAAUGAAUAAUUGAGGCCGGUACGGGUAAAUAAUCAUAAUAUGUCAAAGAAUUAAUGUUGCAUCAUAAUUUAAGCAUUUGUAAUUAAAUAUCAAAUGUUAUAAACUUAUUUAAAUAAAUGUGUGAUGAAUGAUGUGAAUGAUAUGAUAAAUAAUUUUUUAAAAUGUUCAUCAUCAAAUGUAUUUACUAAACUCUAGCAGAAUUUAAAAACAUUUAUUUAACAAAGCACCAUUUUAUUAAGAACAUAAAAUAUUGUUGUUUUGAAUUUUAAAUUAGAUAGGUAAGUAGAUGUUUUAUUAAUACCUAGCUCUUAUUUGAUGAUUAUCUGUUGCUAAGCAUUAAAAUUAACAUAAUUAAUGUUCUCUUCUGUAUUACCACAAUUUAAUUAAUAUUUUUUCAUUUUCAACAUUGAUUUAACUGAAUAUGCACCAUUGAUAACUUUUUUAAAUGUUUAGAUUACUUACUAUUGAAAAAUAACUUUUAUGAUAGAUGUGAACGAUUUUCGUGUAAAAUUUAAAUUAUAUUUUAAUCGUAUUAUGUAUUGUAGUAAAUUUACUUAGAUGAAAUUAAAAAAAAAUAUUUUCUGAUAUUGUAGUUCUAAUAAGGACAUCUUUGUUCAAGUUUAACACGACAUGAAUGAUUGUUUAGAUAAUUUUUUUUUUAUAUUCAUAAUGAAUUAAAUGAAUUAAACUUCGUUUAGUUCCUGAGGGACUAAAGCAAAUAGAAAAAAACAUGGUAAUGUUGUUAUUGUGCUAAGAAAGACCUUUGCGAGCUGCGCAGGUAAAUAAAAUAUUUAAAUUUAUGCAAGUCAAGUUUAUAUGAAAUUAAAAUAAAUAAUUACAAAGAUCGCUUUUCUUGUACAUACAUCACUUGCACACCGGACCUCUUGGUGCCAAAUAGAUUUUCGAACACCAUUUUAUAUAAAUUCCAAUUGUAUUGUGAAAGGACAUUGUCAAAGUAGAAAUAACUUUUAUAAGUGCAGACAUUCGGGAGAAUCUCCCUAAGGAAUUGUAAGGAAUUGUGGGGUUUCCUUACAAAUCUAUAUAUUCCUUUUAAGUAUCCUGUGCAUUUCCUACCUCAAUCAUUCCUACCAUUUUGUGUCAGCUGUCAAUUUCGUAGAACGUACCUUUAUUAGCAAACCAUGUAUAGCUAGUGCGCCUAAUUCAUAUCAUAAAUUAAGAAUUUUAAACUUAUUUUUCACACGUAUUCAGUUUACAUUACAUAAGUACCUAUGUUACACCAAAGAUUUCUAAUUAUUUUGUUUUUGCAAUUUUCAUCUAUAACCAUAUUUGUUAUACCAAAAAAAUAAGAUAUGGCCUGUUGCUUAACAGUAUCUAGCUUUUGCCUUUCCUAAUUGCGGCUCCCUGGUUUCUGUCCAGAAACAUAUCCAAUAUUCUUCUAAAGUAGGUACCUACCGUAGGUACUGAAAACUAUCUUUGUUGUCAGAUCUCGCUAAUUAUAUUACAUAAACCAAGGAAAUAUAUGGAAAACGGUCUUUUAGAAAUUUGCCCAUACUCGUUAUCAUAAAGUAAAUCACGAAUUUAUUAACAAAAAAUGUGAAAUCAUGUGGUGGUAAAUAUUAUUUAAUAAUAUUAUCUUUUAUUCUAGUAUUUUAAGUCACCUCGUACCUCUAUUUGAAGCAUAAUAAUUUUAUUAAUAAGUUAAUACCUACACAAUGUAGGUAUGUACGAUAAUGACGUGAUUCAGUUCCCAAAUAUUCUCACGAACUUUUUUUUUAUAUAAAUUUUAUUGUCUUACAUAAUAUGUAAUGUUUGAUUUUUUUUUAUUAUAAAUAUUUUUAAAGAAUAUUCGGAGUUAAAAAACGCGCGUGUUUCCCUGUCAUUGUGAAAAUAUAGUUUUUAAAAUUCAUAUACCUACAUGCCCACACGUCAUACAGCGAAUAACUGUUGCCACAAAACUUAAAGAUAUAUUGUAUUUCAAUCCGUAAAAGUAGCGAUAGUAAAUAUUUAAUUCUAGUCAAUUUAGUGAAAUCAAAUUAAAUUAGUUAUGUAUUUUGAUGUACCUCCCUACCUACAGUUAUUAUAUACUAUUCGUUGCAAAUUAUUCCUCGAUAUAUAUUAAAUAACUCUGAAAAUAAUAAUUUUGAAAAAUAUGUCUCAAAUUGGAAGUAUAUAAAUUAGUUUAACUAAAAUAUAUUGCGAAAAUUACUAAAUUAUAUGUAGAUAUUUUGUUAAAUUUAAAUAAAAAUUAAUCAUGAUGAAAAGAUUUAGAUUAAGUAAAAAUUGUUGCACUUUUUUAAAGGAUAAUAAAAUUAUUCACAUAUUUUAAAUGAAAUUAUUGGAUUUUAACGAAGUAUAUAUUUAAAUCAUAGUUUUACUAUAUUUUAAACGUUAUACGAUAAUAUUACAUACAUUCGAUAACAUUUUAUUCUACAUUUGGCCUAUAAAUUAAGUAAAGUCCCAAUAUUAUAGCGGCUACCUUACUAGGUAGGUACUGACGGAAAAAUGUUUCAACGUUUUUUUUAAUUGAUUGUAUGUUAAUAAUAUGGUAUUCUAUAAAUAAUUAAUUUUAUCUUCGUAAUUUUAUUAUAGCAUAUGUAUUUUCAGUACAUUAUUUAAAUAAUUGAAUUUUCUUUUUCAAGACGUUUUUUCUCUUUAAAAUUUAGGCAGAAGUGACAUCUUAGAAGCUUUUAAUUAAGUCUAAAAUUGAUUUUUAUGUGUGUUGUUUGUGUAAUAAAUCAGAGUACCUAGGUACACAUAUAUUUGAAAAAUCCUUAACAUUUACCUAUUUUUAUAUUUUCUUCUUAAUUCGAACACAAAAGAGCUUACUAGACAUUAAGUAGGCACCUAUUAUGAAUUACAUUUCGGAAUUAAACAAUAAAAAUCGAUAUGAACAAAAAAUUACUUCUACCUAAAGUUUUAGUAGAAUCGACAAUGGCGCGAAAGGUGGCAUAUUUUUAACUCGCCUUCAACAAUUACCACUAUCGACAUAGGUACCUAUUUAAUGUAGGUUUAUGACCUAUUCCUAUUAAGGUUUUAAAACUUAGGUUAUAAUCAAAAUGAUAAAACCUAUCAUUGUUGUUCACCGACCAUUGUUAUCAUCAUUGUUAUGUACAAAUAAAAUACGUAGGUACAUUGCAAUUAUUUCCUGUGUAAUUUGAACUUUUUUUUUAACAACGAAAAAUCCGGUAACAAGCGUUUAUAUAAAGUUUUGACACACGAUUCCUUUGCUUCCCUCGAAAUUUUUAGUAAUAUAAGUACGAAAAAAAGUAAAGCAAAUAUUCUAAAAUUGAUUGUAUGAAAAGUUAAUUUAGUUGUUGCGGUUUAUUAAAUUAGAAAAAAAUAUAUACAGUACUAAAUGUACUUAUCCGAACUAUAACUUACAUACUUAUUCUUUAUUAGAUUAUGUAGUAGAAAUAUUUUAUCUAAUAAUACGUUUGUUUCAAGUACAAUAAAAUUACAUUAAAUAUUAA
This is a messenger RNA of Bombyx mandarina (wild silkworm), 8413 nucleotides long. RefSeq names its product no receptor potential A (gene norpA). Lineage: Eukaryota; Metazoa; Arthropoda; Insecta; Lepidoptera; Bombycidae. Gene Ontology annotation, molecular function: phosphatidylinositol-4,5-bisphosphate phospholipase C activity; calcium ion binding. Gene Ontology annotation, biological process: phosphatidylinositol metabolic process; phosphatidylinositol-mediated signaling; release of sequestered calcium ion into cytosol. The record is from RefSeq and is a predicted model, not a curated record.